Molecule: messenger RNA, 4323 nt
Organism: Clonostachys rhizophaga
Lineage: Eukaryota; Fungi; Ascomycota; Sordariomycetes; Hypocreales; Bionectriaceae
Source: the annotation of a GenBank genome assembly
AUGGCGUUCCUUUUCGGAAAGAAGAAAUCCCACGAGCGCUCUGUAGCCAGUCGCGAAGGCCACCACACACCAACACACCCUCCUGUCUCUCGCAACCAGAAUGAGAAAUCUGGCUUACAGCACCGCGGUACACCGACUGGGAGCUUGACCUCGCUGGACAACGAUGGCGCAAACAAUAGCCCUGAUCGGGGUCAUCCUCGCCGAGGAGCCAGCGUUGACCAGAUUCUCCCAAGUGAAAACCCCCUUUCCCAGCCUAGAAAUGGCAACUCGCCGGCUAAUAAUGUGAAUGCCUCAUUAUACCCGUGGUCUCAGCGCAGACUUACAUACACAGCCGGACACACGAGCCCUUUCCCUCGAUAUGGCGCUGCCGUCAACUCGAUUUCCUCCAAAGAGGGCGACGUAUAUAUGAUGGGUGGUUUGAUCAAUAGCUCAACCGUCAAGGGUGAUCUGUGGCUCAUCGAGGCUGGUGGUAGCAUGUCUUGCUACCCACUGGCCACCACCGCAGAAGGACCUGGCCCCAGAGUUGGUCACGCGAGCUUGCUUGUCGGGAACGCUUUUAUUGUUUAUGGUGGUGACACGAAAAUCGACGAGUCUGAUGUCUUAGACGAGACCUUGUAUUUGCUGAACACAUCAACGAGACAAUGGUCUCGCGCCCUACCAGCUGGUCCCCGUCCUGCUGGUAGAUAUGGCCACUCUCUCAAUAUCUUGGGUUCUAAGAUUUUUAUCUUUGGUGGUCAAGUCGAGGACUGCUUUAUGAACGAUCUUUCGGCCUUCGAUCUUAAUCAGCUGCAGAUGCCCACUAACCGUUGGGAGAUCCUCGUCCAAGGGGAUACCUCCCCGAAAAUGCCCGCUCCGAGAACAAACCACUCUAUGAUCACCUACAAUGAUAAGCUCUACUUAUUUGGUGGAACCAAUGGCUUCCAGUGGUUCAACGACGUGUGGUGUUACGAUGCAGCAACCAAUAAAUGGAUGCAGCUCGACUGCAUUGGUUAUAUCCCAGCGCCUCGUGAAGGGCAUGCGGCCGCUCUUGUCGAUGAUGUAAUGUAUAUAUUUGGUGGUCGAACCGAAGAAGGGACAGACCUAGGCGACCUGGCUGCUUUCCGCAUCUCAUCUCGCCGAUGGUAUACGUUCCAAAACAUGGGUCCAUCCCCUUCGCCUCGCUCGGGCCAUAGCAUGACAACAGUUGGAAAGUCUAUCGUGACGAUUGGAGGGGAGCCAAGCUCGGCUGCUACCGCCGUUAAUGACCUUGGCAUUAUCUACAUGCUGGAUACUACCAAAAUCAGAUACCCUCCCGACUCGCAGCAGGGUCAGCAAGGUCAGCAAGGGCCUCAGAGGGUUCCUCAAGGCCAGAGACGCCCGAGCUUGAUGGAGGGCCCAAACGGUGCUCGUUCGAGCCCAGUUCGCGACGGUUCAGUUGGACCGACGGACCAGAGACGAGCGUUGGGUGCCCCGCCGGCUGCAGCUGGUAACGUCCCAAAUGGUCAUCGAUCCCCUCCCGAUGAUGCUGAUAGUCCCAACGGCACACCUGUAAAUGCUCCUGGAUCCAAGCCACCUCGUGGUGCCCCGGCUUUAGCUGGACCGCCGCCAUCAGGGCCUACACCUGCUCGACCAUCAGUCGACAACGCACGAGGCCCGGGGCCAUCGGCAAACACAUCGCCACAAGCAUCUGCCACUCGUGAUGGUGUAGAGAUGGAAACGGUGACAGUCAAUGGCCGGCGAACACCAGUUCAGAACCAAAAUCAAAACCAGACCCAACCGGUGCACCCUCCGCGGUCAAAUUCCAAGCAAGGAACUCCAGACUGGGAUGGAACUAGGGGUAAUACCUCAAGCAGGCAAGGACGUACAAAGGGUUCUAUUGAUAGCUCGUCAGAGAUACCCAAGAAUAUUGCCCCUCCUCCUACAACGACCCCACCGCCGCCCACUCGUCAGCUCAGCAACUCUCUAUCGAGGCGCUCUUCUGGCCGGAACUCCCAGACCGUUGUAUUGUUGAAAGAGCUUGAUUCUGCCCGGAAUAGGAAUGCCUGGUAUGCAUCUGAGUUGGAAUUGGCAAGAAAGGCAGGCUAUGUCUCUUUGAAUUCGACUAGCCCUGUCUUGGAUAGCAGAAUGGCAGAGACCUUUGAUGACGACGACCGACCCUUGAUUGAGGCCCUGCUGGCUAUGCGAGCUGAACUUGCAUCAGUGCAAAAUGCUGUUGAUAAGCAAGCAUCAUUAGCUGCCAAGCAAGUAGCUGAAGCUGAGAAGCAGAGGGACUCGGCUAUCCAGGAAGCUGUCUAUGCCAAAGCAAAACUGGCUGCCCAAUCAAAGAACGGUGAAUCGACUUUUGCCUUGGCUGACAUCGACCGGGAUGACUUGGAAUUCCGGUCUGAGGAUUUCAGCAAGAAAUUUGCAUCCUCCUUGCAUAUACAGAAGGAUCUCCAAUCCCGUCUUGACGCCGCUCUAACAGAACUCGAGGCUGAGAAGAAAUCGCGUCAGCUUGCGGAUGACACGGUCAAUGCAGCCCAAAAAAGACUGGCAGGACUGGAGACUUACAAGCAACAAAAUUCCACUGAAGUUGAGCGCUUGAAGGCCGAGCUACACGCUGCCCAGCGAGAAGCCCGCGAGCUCUCGGUCGCUUCGACCCAGUCUCUUUCUGCACUGGAGCUUCUAAAGGUGGAAAAAGAGGAUUUGUUGCAGAAGUAUGAUGAACUCCAGGACGCGACUAAGGAUCACAACAGCACUUUCGAAACUCUUCGGGCUGCGAUUGCUGCUUCGGAUGAUCACAAGUCUCAUCUGCAAGCGAAGCUUGACGAGGAACGCUCUCAAAGAGAAAUGAUUGAGGAGAAGCUUAACAAUCUGAAGGCUGAACAUGAAGCUCGUGUGGCCGAGCUUGUGGCAACAACCCAACGACUUAAAGACGCUGAAGAACUUGCUGAAAAGCAUGCUAAUGAAGCUGAAACCCACAGGCAAGUCAUUUUGACUGGCCUUGACAAGAUUACUCUCCGAGACGAAUCAAAGGCUGGCAAGGCAGAUGCAGAGCAUGUCACUGCACUCCAGAAUCAACUCAAUGCGUCAAGCGCUCUGGCAAAGAAGUACCAAGAGGAGGUGGAUGCGACAGCAGACAAACUCCGCAGUGCUGAGGAGCGAAUUGCUGGGCUGGAGCAAUACCAGGAACAGUCUAGCCGUGAGGGCUUGAGCAUUCGAAGGCAGCUUCAAUCUGCACUUCGUGACGCUCAAUCACUGCAGGCUACGAAUGCUGAGCUCAAGAGCCAGCUUGAUGCUCAACAGCUGGAAACAAAUGCAAUGAACGUGCAGCAUAAUGCCCUCAAAGACAUCUUGGCCGAGCGAGGAGUGAGCCCGACCAGCGCGGGUCGGCCCCGAGGCCUGAGCGCGUCUCCAGAACAGGGACGCAUUCGCGAACUGGAGACGCAACUGGCCAGUGCAAAUGCAUCCCAUGACGAGACGAAGCUGAACUUCGCGAAGCAAGCACAAGAAUCCGAGACAGCGUACCGUGAAAAACUGGCGCAACUCGAAGGCGACUAUCAGUCGGCUGUCCACUAUGUCAAAGGCACUGAGAAGAUGCUGAAGCAGCUCAAGGACCAGCUGAACCGAUACAAGGCAGAAAAUGGUCAGCUCAAGACUGAAAUGGAAGCCCUGGAAGAUGAGAUGCAAACCAGCCGCCAGAAAUCGACUGCCUCGAGUGACUGGGAGACGGAGCGCUCCUUGCUUCACAAGAAGAUUGAGACUCUUGAGACAGACCUGCGCACUUCAGGCGAAAGCUUGCAAAAGCAGCUGGAGACUGUUAAGACGGAGCUCAGCGAGAACAAGCGCCAGCGAGACGAAGCUGUUCGAAGCAGCGAGGAUACUACAAAGAAGCUUGCUGCGCAACUCAAGACCAUCGAGCAGAUGCGUGCAGAAAAUACUCUUCUCGAGCAACGUGCCAAUGAUGCCGAACAGAAGGUGUCUAGACUCCUCGACCAAUUUGAACACUCGGUCGACACGUACCGACGCCAGAGCAGGCAAGAUGUGGGCGCUGGUGUAAAUGGAGCUGGACUGGGCCACGCACGAACAGAGAGCUCCGAGUUGGAGAGCGAGUACGGAGGUAAUAGCGAAGCCAGGAACAGCACCGCCCUGGACAACCUCGCGAGCGAGUUGGAAACGCUUCGAAGUCACUGGGAAGCUACCAACAAGAACUAUCGGCUGAGCAACAACUUUGACUUCGAGGCCCACACCGGGAAAAAGGACGAUGACGGUGGCCUCGGCUUGAGCGAGAGUCUGGCCGAUUGGAGAAAGAAAUUGGACAACGAGGAGCGUGCCAGUGCAGGAGAAAAGCCUCGACCUGUCUAA